This is a messenger RNA of Ilex paraguariensis (yerba mate), 1462 nucleotides long. The record is from the annotation of a GenBank genome assembly. Lineage: Eukaryota; Viridiplantae; Streptophyta; Magnoliopsida; Aquifoliales; Aquifoliaceae.
UAUUGGUGACUUUUGAAAAGACAUUUUUGUUUUGUUAUUUCAUGGCAUCAGCUACUCUUAAAUAAGUUGAUGAUUCUUGGAUACAAAAUCAGUAACAUUUAUAUUGUUUUAUGGUACUUUUGUCUCCUGUAGCUCACAAGAAAACUACUUUUGCAAUGUUGAUAAUGUACUUUCUUUUGUGGAUAAGAAUAAACAUGCAGAUGUUGAGCCCUUUGUCUGAAACUUCUUAUACUUCAUUGAAACGGCAGAUGUAGUUGUCACCUCUCUUUUGUGAAGCAAAAGUGUUUCCACGAACAUACUGUUGGUGGGUGGGCGGUCAUAAACGAUUUAGCUAAGAUAACAUGAUACCCUGUAUUUAGAUUUAGUGAUGUUAUAUUUGCAUUUUAUUCAAUUUUUUAUUUAUUUUGGUCUGACAAAUUGCAUAUGAUUGUUGCCGUGUAGACUUUCUACAAAGUUGUUAGGAGCUGGGCUUCAAAAAAGUUUAUGACAGGAUGUGUGAUCCUGUUCCCAAUGGCAGUCACUUUCUAUAUAACGUGGUGGUUUAUUCACUUUGUGGAUGGCUUUUUCUCUCCAAUCUAUGCUCAACUAGGAAUCAAUGUCUUUGGUCUGGGAUUUGUGACUUCCAUGACUUUUAUCUUCUUGGUUGGAGUGUUCAUGUCAUCAUGGUUGGGGGCAUCUGUUUUGAGCCUCGGUGAGUGGUUCAUCAAACGUAUGCCAUUUGUUCGUCAUAUCUACAAUGCCUCCAAGCAGAUUAGUGCCGCCAUAUCUCCAGAUCAGAACUCACAGGCCUUUAAGGAAGUAGCAAUCAUAAGGCAUCCACGUAUUGGUGAAUAUGCAUUUGGGUUCAUUACUUCAUCUGUUGUCCUCCAGCAUUAUUCGGUAGAGGAAGAGCUAUGCUGCGUCUAUGUCCCCACCAACCAUCUUUACAUAGGUGACAUAUUCUUGGUCAAUGCCAGGGACGUUAUUAGACCGAACUUAUCUGUUCGGGAAGGAAUUGAAAUCGUUGUGUCUGGGGGCAUGUCGAUGCCUCAGAUCCUAUCAACUUUGAAUCCAAGGAUUGUUCAAGGGGAUCGAAGUAGACCAGACAGAGGGUGAGAAUGAAGACAUUAGAUGUGGCAGAGUUGUCUACUCAUCAUCUUGCCGAGUUGUUGAUUGAAUGAUCAGAUUGGAUAUGCAAUUUUUCUGUGCUGGUAUUUAAGAGUCUGCAAUUAGAUUUUUAUUAGUUGAUGCUUCAAGGGUUGUUCCUGGUGGCAUACGUAAUGUGGGUUGUCAUAUACAAUGUAGGAAAGUAGUGCUUUUGUGGUGAUAUAGCCGGUUGAUAAUUCAAGUUGAUAGCUUGUUCGUGUUUAAGAUUGAUUUUACCUCUACCCAGACUGAAUGCCACUCAUCUUUUGAUGGGUCUGCACAAUUUUUUAUUUUCCAGACUGCGGUUGAGUUUUGUAGAUAAGAGGCAAUGUUAUGG